AAUUUUAAUUUAGUAUCAUUGAACCAUUCGCAUACUUAAUAAUAUCGCCUUUCCAAUGACCGCAAACUACAAAUAUUACAAAACGAAAAUCGUAGUUGUUAAAUUUGGCGGGAAAAGAAAGAAAGCAAGCUCGAGUUUUCUCAGUUGUAAACGCUGGCACAGAAGUUGGUGUUUCCCGCUGUUUGGAGCCGCUCGGUGGUUUCUUAUUUUAUUAGGCAUUCUAUACUUGAGAAAGAUCUGCGUGUUUUGAAGUUACUUGAUAAAAUGCCGCCCAAACGAAAGGCAAAGAAAGCCAGUGGAAAGACACCUGCUGCUGAAGACUCCAGCGUAGGCGACACUGCUGUAGAGGAUAAGCCUUCUCCAAGCAAGAAACAGAAGGUUGAGGAAGAUGGAGUAUCCGAAAAGAAGGGAAAAGGAGGGAAGGGAAAGAAAGCUCCCCUCAGGAAGGAGGACAUGAUCGAGAAUUUACCUGAGGGGACAGACACCUCGUUUCCCACGGAGGUCAAUCCAGACGCCAAGACUAAGGAUGGUAGAAAGUUCACUCUGAAGAUUGCGUCGUGGAACAUUAAUGGCAUUCGAGCAUGGUAUGACAAAGAUAAGAUGUCGUACAUGAAGGCUGAGAGCCCAGACAUUCUCUGUGUCCAGGAGACGAAGUGUAAGGAGGACCAGCUACCCCCCGGGGUCAUCGACAAGGACUACCACAUUUACUGGUCACCCGCAGAGAAGGCGGGCUAUGCAGGAACUGGACUGUACAGCAAAAAGAAACCCAUCAGUGUUACGUAUGGUCUGGGCAUCGCUGAACAUGAUGAAGAGGGUCGAGUAAUAACGGCUGAAUAUGAGAACUUUUUCCUUGUUACAGCUUAUGUCCCUAAUUCUGGUAAAGGAUUAGUUCGACUGAAGUACAGAGCAGAAAAAUGGGACUGUGAUUUUACAAAUUAUCUCAAAAAACUGGAUGCCAAGAAACCUGUCAUCAUGUGUGGAGACCUGAAUGUGUCCCACACCCCUGUAGAUCUGAAGAACCCAACCACUAACAGGAACAAGACCCCAGGCUACACAGAUCAGGAAAGGGAGGGGUUCACCAAGCUCCUGGGGGAGGGAUUUCUGGACUCCUUCCGCUUCCUGUACCCGAACGCCCGGGACUGCUGGUCAUUCUGGACAUACAUGAUGAACGCUAGGGGCAAGAACAUUGGUUGGCGCCUGGACUACUUCGUGAUUUCCCAGCGACUUCAGAAGGACCUGUGUGACAGCAUCAUUCAACAGAAAGUCAUGGGGAGUGACCACUGUCCAAUAAUGCUGCUAAUGGCUGGACUCAAGUAACAAGGACUGACCACUGGACAGGGAGAUUACUGGGGCUCCAAGGAAAAAACUGAUCAUCAAUUAGAAAGUAGAAUAUUUCCACUGAGUGAACAAUACCGAGAGCUUGAAAUGAGUAAUGAUGUGUUUGUUUACAUUGAUAUUUAGUAUUGUUAAUGACUUUUACACCAAAACCAUGUUUCCAGCUCUAGGUGUGGAUUCUGCAGGCUUUAAGCUGUGUGUAAAUUGUUUUUAAAAGUAUUCCUAUUGUAACAACUAAAGGAACUGCUUCUUGUAUUAAAUGCAUGUUCACCGAGAAAUGACUGUCAGAAGAAAGGUGGACAAUCAGUGUGUGCUGAGGGAAUAUGUGGAACAGAAACUAGGGUCAUAUCUGUGUACAGAAUAGUGAAGAAGUCUCGGUUAUAUUCACAUGUCCAAUGUUUUUACCUUUGAUAACUUUACCAGUUGAAAUGAUAGCCAUUUCCUCGUGAAUGUGAACAAUGUGCGUAUGAAUCUUAAUAAAUAUGGCAUGACUAUUUUAAAAGCUGGGAAUAUUCUAGCAUAAAUGAAAGUAAAAUGUCAAUCUAAAAAAUGAAUUUCAAUUUUGAAAAUACUUGAGGGUUUGAACAGCAAUACUUCAUGCCAGCACACUUUUCAUGAUACGCUAAUGCACUUUAUAGUACAGUAUGCUGGCUUAAGCCAUUGCAGUUCAUACCCUCAUGUAUUUUCAAAAAUGAAAUUGCUGAAAUACUUUCAACCAUUGCAGUAUUUAGUGUGUAUGAACUUCAUCAAAGCUCCAGGUAGCUCAGUAUUCCAUUGUAAGCUUCCAUUUUUUAUAUGGGAAGUAAUCCCUAAUGAUUGACAGCAGUAGUGAAUGACCACUUCUAGAAAUCUUGUUUCAAAUGUACACUGGUGUCUGCAUUGAUAAGCAUGCAUGAAUGUUCUGUAACUUUAACAUUGUAAUCAUGGACAUUUUUAAUGAAUUAUUGAUAUUUAUAUGAAUUUAAAGAAUGCAUGUUUUUUUCUUGAUAUAUUUCUGUUCCAAGUGCAAUGCAAGCAACUGAUGCAUGGAAGAAUAAAUAUUAAAGUGUACCCACUUUCACAAUGAUGUGCAACUAAACAGUGGGAUUUAUAAAAACAGUAGGCUUUUUUUUUAUGGAUUUACAGAAAGUAUUUGUUUUGCAUGUGUAGUAAGUUUUUAAUUUCUGUUGGAUAAUUUUUUUACGACUGAUACUUUUAGGUCUUAUAGAUGUACCUGAAUUGUUGUAGGUAAUAAAAAUGUAGAGAAAA
This is a messenger RNA of Ostrea edulis (European flat oyster), 2583 nucleotides long. Its product is annotated as exodeoxyribonuclease-like. The coding region runs from base 265 to 1317 and encodes 350 amino acids. Gene Ontology annotation, molecular function: DNA-(apurinic or apyrimidinic site) endonuclease activity; double-stranded DNA 3'-5' DNA exonuclease activity; DNA binding. NCBI's taxonomy places the organism in Eukaryota, Metazoa, Mollusca, Bivalvia, Ostreida, Ostreidae. The record is from RefSeq and is a predicted model, not a curated record. Gene Ontology annotation, biological process: base-excision repair. Gene Ontology annotation, cellular component: nucleus. The transcript is spliced from 10 exons.